This is a messenger RNA of Drepanopeziza brunnea f. sp. 'multigermtubi' MB_m1, 1938 nucleotides long. Lineage: Eukaryota; Fungi; Ascomycota; Leotiomycetes; Helotiales; Drepanopezizaceae. The record is from RefSeq and is a predicted model, not a curated record.
AUGUCGCUUUCUCAUCCUGCUAAGUCUCCAACACAAGAAUCUCUCCCUCUCCCACCCUUUCACCCACCUCAGAGCCGCCGCCCCCAACGCAAGCGUAUACUCAGUCUUCUAAUUUAUCUUGUGCUCCUGGUUGAUGUUCAGGGCGUCAGAUCCCUUGCUUGCGCCGACUCUUGGCUCCCAUCCUUGAUCAUGUUGCGUGUCUGGUCAUCUCAAAAUGAUCUAAAGUGUACGCAGACGAAAACAUUCGCUAUAAUCACGUAUGAACAGUACGACUGGUCCGCCAAAACCAUACUCGACCCAGGCUCGAGCGGCCCCAGCGCCGUGCAGCAUUUAGAUAAGCUGCAGGACACGUUGGUGGCCGAGGGUCACCUUAUCCCACCUGCUUUGGGAAAGGUGACCGAAGCUGAUCCGGCCUGGCUUCGCGGAUACGCCAGAGAUCAUACAAAGCAGACUCCCACGGCCACUCAGCACCCGAAGGUGAACCUGGUUAUUCUAGGAAUCAUCAAGGGCUCAGAUAACUACUGGGAUAAGGCUAUUAUGCUUUGCGUUCAAUAUGAAUGCCACAAGGCUGGUAUUCGGAUCCCAUGGGAUAAGGCCGUACACAGAUUGAACCCGGGUUCAAGCGGCCCUAGCGCCGUUCAGCAGUUGGACAAACUGCGAGAUACCUCGGUUGCCCGAAGCCUCAAACAAGAUAAUAGAGGUUCAUGGAAAAAGCGUGGAACUCGAACUCCCCUCUUCAAACAUAAUGUUGAUGGUCACGCAGACCCAGCCGAGCUCAGCUCGCUUCUGAAGAUGAGUACAACCCAAGCAAGAAGAAGAGUGGCCAGGCGAGAAGCGCUUGCUCUGCUUGGCCGCGGACAAUCUUGUUCGAUGAAGACAAAUCAGUUCGGCACCCCAACUCCUAGGCAAACAGCUCUCGAUAUCAGUGCCAUCAGGCUGGCAUUCGCAUCCCAUGGGACAAGGUGGUUAUCGAAUCUGACAACUGAACAAGCUACAUCCGGAUCCAAAGCUGAGGGAGCGGAGCCGCAGAAAGGUGACAAGAGCAACAAUAGAUCAGGUCCGAAGGACGAUAACACUAUCUACGCCAAGCUCAAGAGCGAAAAGAAGGCGAAGCACCUAAUCCAAGACGUUGUGGAUAGCCUUCCGGUACAAGUUUCCGAGCUGCAGAACUGGAACAACGCAGUAACUUCAAUACCAGAAUUUGCUACUGGCAAACCAACACUGCUUUCCCCUCUAACUCACUACAUUCUCCGCUUUCUCUAUACCGCGGAGCUUCAUCAUUCUGCAAAGCCUUCUCAAGGCGCCGGUCAUAAAUACGGGCAUCAGAGGUGGAGAGUCGAGAGGCUUGAAUCCAAUGCGGAUGGCGCGAGCAACUUCCUUCUAUCAUGGUGCCUAUCAACUGCAGCCGAGACUAGUUGCGUGCACAAUCUCUAUUGGGCGCAUCUUGCCAGGGGUUUUUACCGGCUUUAUUUGAUGCCCUUGAUCAUUGAUUCCACUCUGGCUAAGCGACCUUCCCGUGGGCUUGGUUUGGCCAUCAGUAAAGCCCAAUUUCGCAAGAAAAGAAUGCACACAAAGUCCAGUGGCCCAUACAAUACCUCUUCGUAUCCUACCGAGCCCUUAGGCUUAUGCUUCACGACCGCCGAUGCCUCGUACCAGAUGAAUUCGUUCAAGCAGAAUGAAUCACACACUUACUUACUUGUGCCAUCAUCUUUGAUUCUGUCCUCCGCCAUCAGUCAGUUGGUGGAAGAGCAUGUCUGCUAUUAUAACUUGCCAGCCCGACGGGAAGCAACAGUCCUGGCUCUCCACGAGCACUCGAUUCAUCUGUCCCGCGCAAAAGCAGCACCAGCAGGACAUAACUGCGAGCACUCUCCUACACGCGAAACACGUCGAAGAUUACACGAGCCCUUCACUGGCGUCUUCACCGACGCUUCUGGGUAA